AUGAUCAUGACAUCCAAGCAUUUGACUCUAGAUAUCCCUUUGACGCAUGACUUGGCUGGACCUCUUAGAUCUCCAUAUCCACUAAACAAACCUAGUUUCAAUCCUACAAAUGCAACAGACGAUGAUGACUUGUCUAGACUAGAAGGGAAACAACUGAGACCACGAAGAGAAUUCCCUCAAAAUCAUCAACAGCCUUCUGAACCGAUGCCAAGGCUUACUGAAGCUCAAAAAAUUAUGGCUCUAAGUUAUAGAGACAGUCAAGACAAACGUAGUGCAGUCACCUUCUUAUACUUCGCUCUGGGCUGCGUAGGAAAAGUGACAUUCGGGUUUGGGGCAGCUAUGGCUGUUAAGGGAAAAAUUGGGGAAACACAAGAUGAUGGAACCUUUAAUACUGGUGUCAUUUUAGCAUCAGUAGGGGCUAUAGCUGUCAUAACCGCAGCUUUGGGGUUUGGAGCUGCUAUCACUCGCGUGCACCUUAAGAUAGGAUGGACAAUAAAAUCUCUUGCCAUCCUUGCUGGAACGCUUAUUGCUAUUGGCGAUGGAUUAGCUCAAUAUUAUUAUUCUAGUACUGAUAACACCGAGUCUAUAAGACUAUGUAUCUUUCCUCUUGUUAUUGGAACCAGUAUUUUGGCCAUCACACUGCCUAAUAUGGUAGCUUAUACUGAACUUUAUAGAGGCAGAUCAAUUGGAAUUCCUUCCGAGAAACGUUCAAUCUUUGCAUUGGCUUGCAUAGGUUGCGCAAAUGGUUCUUUUUUUGGGGGGUGGGUUACAGGGGAACACGCGCAAUGGCCAUCAAGUUUUAAUAUGGCUGUUGUCACUGUUGCUCUUGCAUCAAGUUAUUUAGGAGCCGCUAUUUUUUGGAGUGAUCAUAUUCGUGAACUUGCAAGUUCUUAUCAUGAACUAGACAGUGUAAUCAAGGGUUGUAAGGCCUACAAAUUGUUUGACAUCUUGUUGCAAGUGAUCUUGUCCUAUCUUGUCCAGAUGAUCAGCAGUAGCAAGGGUACUUGGAAAGACACAGGCUCUGCAUAUGAUCUACAUCCCACAAAGCUAAACAAGUCAGAUCCAGAACACAAAUAUGACAGCAAACCCACACAUCACAAGACGUGGGGGCCUGCCACUAUGCAUUUUUAA
Melampsora larici-populina 98AG31 is the source of this 1131-nucleotide messenger RNA. RefSeq lists its product as uncharacterized. The coding region runs from base 1 to 1131 and encodes 376 amino acids. The record is from RefSeq and is a predicted model, not a curated record. NCBI's taxonomy places the organism in Eukaryota, Fungi, Basidiomycota, Pucciniomycetes, Pucciniales, Melampsoraceae. The transcript is spliced from 7 exons.